AUGGGACACGCGCAGCUGCCCCCCGUUCUAGCCAUGUGGCAGCUAGCUGUUCCCGAAAUGGCCUUCGAGUACCCGCCGCUCCUGCACACCAUCCUCGCCGUCGCGGCCACCCACCGCGCCGCUUUACUGCCUGACACCGCCGAGGUUGACGCGGAUCGUCUCCGCGCCGCGCAUCACCUCCACAUCGACCGAGCCUUAAAGCACCACCGCGCGGAGACAGCCCGAGUCAAUCGUCCGGGCACGGUAGUCUCCGAGGCGCUUUGCAUGAACACGAUCCUGAUCUGCCUAUACGCGCUGACGCUCCGAGGAGGCGCAAAUGGGACUACUAGCACAAGCACCACCUACGAGCCCCCACUAUUAUGGCUGCACAUGUCCCGGGGCAUCCGGCUGAUGAUCGGACGGGCGUACCAUGGUCUCGUCGGAGCCAAGGCGCGGAUCGCGCCGUUGCUGAUGGCCAAGCCGCUCGUGCAUGGGGGCGCUGCGACGGCUGCUAUCACCUCUCGAGUCACGAUCGCCACCACCGCUACCCCCACAUCUACUAGCAACAUGCGCAACAACGCCAUUGGUUACUGUAACCCUGACGAAGAAGGCGAGACGCCGGAGAUCCACGCCCUCUACGAUGAAUGCGUCAAAUACCUGGAGGGGAUGUACGUCGCGGUCGUGGACCAUGGGGAGGCGGGCUUUGAUCUGCGGAAGCGCUUCUCCUCGUUUGGGCCGAUGACCCCCGCCCCGUUUGUGGGGCUCGUGGCGGACCGCAGGCCCCGCGCGUUAGUCAUUCUCGCGUAUCUGUUUGCGUUGGCGAAGGGAGCGGAGGAGGUGUGGUGGUUGAAGGGGAUUCCGGAGCGGGAGGUUAGGGGAAUUUAUGGUGCUUUGCCGGUGAGGUGGAAGGGGGUGAUGCGGUGGGCGUUGGAGUACGUUACUGGGGAUGGGAUUGAGGUGUAA
Messenger RNA from Aspergillus uvarum CBS 121591, 942 nucleotides. RefSeq lists its product as uncharacterized. The coding region runs from base 1 to 942 and encodes 313 amino acids. Gene Ontology annotation, molecular function: DNA-binding transcription factor activity, RNA polymerase II-specific. The transcript is spliced from 3 exons. Gene Ontology annotation, biological process: regulation of transcription by RNA polymerase II. The record is from RefSeq and is a predicted model, not a curated record. Lineage: Eukaryota; Fungi; Ascomycota; Eurotiomycetes; Eurotiales; Aspergillaceae.